Messenger RNA from Myotis daubentonii (Daubenton's bat), 3497 nucleotides. It is a transcript of the gene KCND3, whose product is annotated as potassium voltage-gated channel subfamily D member 3. Gene Ontology annotation, cellular component: dendritic spine; neuronal cell body; postsynaptic membrane. Gene Ontology annotation, biological process: potassium ion export across plasma membrane; action potential; protein homooligomerization. Lineage: Eukaryota; Metazoa; Chordata; Mammalia; Chiroptera; Vespertilionidae. The record is from RefSeq and is a predicted model, not a curated record. Gene Ontology annotation, molecular function: A-type (transient outward) potassium channel activity; protein binding.
CACACACACACACUCACGCACACGCGCACACACUCACACCCUCGUGCAGGGGGAGUCACUCCCCCUCACGCCCUCGCCCCGGGCACCCUUCGCUGCGAGCCUGGGCGCUCGGCGUCUCUCCCUCCGCUGCCUGGGGGCCCGCGCUCCCCAGCCGCUCGCCGGCAGGGAUCGGUAGGGAGCCCAGGGCGCAGUCUCGCAGCCUCCCCCGACUGUCCUCUCCGCCCCGCCCGCGCCGCGCCCUCACCGCCUCUCCCUUUGGGAGAGGGACCUCGCCAGGCAGCCCGUGGCCCGCCGGCUCCGCUCGCGCGGCGCCGGCAGCAGCGGGGGCAGGGAGCGAGCCCGCGAGCCCGCGAGCGAGCCGAGCCGACUGGCGAGGCAGGAGGGGACGCGCUGCUGAGCCGGGGCUGGGGCGGCGGGGGAGGGAGGGGCCCGAGGACUGACGGACGUGAACGGACUGAGCGAGGGAGGGAGCGAGACUUCACUGGCGAGGAGGCAGCUGCUGGGCGCUCCCCGGCUGCUGGGCGCUCGGCGCCUCCGCGGCCCCCCAGCCGGAGCUUCCUCGCGCUCGCGGGGCGCGGGGCCGGGGCCGGGCUGGCUUCGUCGAAGGGGUCACUGCACUGAGUCCAAGCUGGUGUGCACAGUCUGCGCGGUGGCCGCCCCGGCGCUGGAGUCACCAUGGCGGCGGGAGUGGCAGCCUGGCUGCCUUUUGCGAGGGCUGCGGCCAUCGGGUGGAUGCCAGUGGCCAACUGCCCCAUGCCCCUGGCCCCGACCGACAAGAACAAGCGUCAGGACGAGCUGAUCGUGCUCAACGUGAGCGGGCGAAGGUUCGAGACCUGGCGGACCACGCUGGAGCGCUACCCAGACACGCUGCUGGGCAGCACGGAGAAGGAGUUCUUCUUCAACGAGGACACCAAGGAGUACUUCUUUGACCGGGACCCCGAGGUGUUCCGCUGCGUGCUCAACUUCUACCGCACCGGGAAGCUGCACUACCCGCGCUACGAGUGCAUCUCGGCCUACGAUGACGAGCUGGCCUUCUACGGCAUCCUCCCCGAGAUCAUCGGCGACUGCUGCUACGAGGAGUACAAGGACCGCAAGCGGGAGAACGCCGAGCGGCUGCAGGACGACCUCGACUCGGAGAACAACCAGGAGUCCAUGCCCUCGCUCAGCUUCCGCCAGACCAUGUGGCGCGCCUUCGAGAACCCGCAUACCAGCACAAUGGCCUUGGUCUUCUACUACGUGACUGGCUUCUUCAUCGCCGUCUCGGUCAUCACCAACGUGGUGGAGACGGUGCCGUGCGGCACGGUGCCCGGGAGCAAGGAGCUGCCGUGUGGCGAGCGCUACUCGGUGGCCUUCUUCUGCCUGGACACGGCGUGUGUCAUGAUCUUCACUGUGGAGUACCUCCUCCGGCUCUUCGCCGCGCCCAGCCGCUACCGCUUCAUCCGCAGCGUGAUGAGCAUCAUCGACGUGGUGGCCAUCAUGCCCUACUACAUCGGCCUGGUCAUGACCAACAACGAGGACGUGUCGGGCGCCUUCGUCACGCUGCGGGUCUUUCGCGUCUUCCGGAUCUUCAAGUUCUCCAGACACUCGCAGGGCCUGCGGAUCCUGGGCUACACGCUCAAGAGCUGUGCCUCCGAACUCGGCUUUCUCCUCUUCUCCCUCACCAUGGCCAUCAUCAUCUUCGCCACUGUGAUGUUCUACGCCGAGAAGGGCUCCUCUGCCAGCAAGUUCACGAGCAUCCCUGCCUCCUUUUGGUACACCAUUGUCACCAUGACGACACUGGGCUACGGGGACAUGGUGCCCAAGACGAUCGCCGGGAAGAUCUUCGGGUCCAUCUGCUCCCUGAGCGGCGUCCUGGUCAUCGCCCUGCCGGUGCCCGUGAUCGUCUCCAACUUCAGCCGGAUCUACCACCAGAACCAGAGAGCGGACAAGCGCAGGGCGCAGAAGAAGGCCCGCCUUGCCAGGAUCCGUGUGGCCAAGACAGGCAGCUCCAAUGCCUACCUGCACAGCAAGCGCAACGGGCUGCUCAACGAGGCUCUGGAACUGAUGGGCACCCCGGAGGAGGAGCAUGUGGGCAAGACCACCUCGCUCAUCGAGAGCCAGCACCACCACCUACUGCACUGCCUGGAGAAAACCACUGGGUUGUCCUAUCUUGUGGAUGAUCCCCUGUUGUCUGUACGAACGUCCACCAUCAAGAACCACGAGUUCAUAGACGAGCAGAUGUAUGAGCAGAACUGCCUGGAGAGCUCGAUGCAGAACUACCCGUCCACGCGAAGCCCCUCGCUGUCCAGCCACCAGGGCCUCACGACCACCUGCUGCUCCCGUCGUAGUAAGAAGACCACACACCUGCCCAACUCCAACCUGCCGGCCACCCGCCUGCGCAGCAUGCAAGAGCUCAGCACCAUCCACAUCCAGGGCAGCGAGCAGCCCUCCCUCACCACCAGUCGCUCCAGCCUUAAUCUGAAAGCAGACGACGGACUGAGACCAAACUGCAAAACAUCCCAGAUCACCACAGCCAUCAUCAGCAUCCCCACACCCCCAGCGCUAACCCCCGAGGGGGAGAGCCGGCCACCCCCUGCCAGCCCAGGCCCCAACACGAACAUUCCUGCCAUAGCCAGCAACGUCGUCAAGGUCUCCGCCUUGUAAGACCACUGGACACAGGGCCAUGUGGGCAGUGGGAGUGAAGCGGCUGGCAUGUUGGUGGAUGGCCACUGGACCACCCCGUCCCCUUCUCCCUGCCCCCUCCCCAGCACUGAAACUCGUGCCUGGGAGGAACAAGAGCAGCAGAGGGGCCCCAAGGUUCACUGGCGUGGACACAGCCCUGUGGUCCUGCCUCCCAGGGGCCAGAGGAAGGGAGGGUAGGGGAUGGGACUGGAGGGGGAGCCUCAGACCAAAUAGCAGUUGCUUCUGGAGACCCCAGUGAGGAAAACAGGAGACCGAGAGCAGCACAGAGGCCCAACUGACACAUGCAAAACAGGAAGAAAAUAUAACACUGUGUAUCUGAGCACCUUUUCAAGGCUCUUAAUGGAUAAUAUUUAUUCAGGGGAAAAGGUGGAAAACAAAACACCAACGGAUUUUUGUGCACCGUUUUUCUCCAUGGACCCAGUACCUUUGAACCAAAACAACGCAUUUUGUGAGGUUUGGUUUUGUGUGUGUGUGUUUUUUCCUCCUUUUAUAGCAAAAGCUUUUAGGCUAAGCAGCCAGUUACUGCUGAGUUGUCUCUCCAUCCCCCCAGGUGGGUGAGGUCAGCGGAGCCUGGCCCCGUUGCCCUGCCGACCUGCAGAGCUGCCAUGACCACACAGCAACAUGUCCCCCAUCUGUCCCCUGUCUGUCUCCGUCUCUCUCUGCUUCACCCCUGGCUGUUUGUCCGUUGUCCAGCGUCUGUGUCUACAUGGACCCUGGUGGCCCCGAGACAUGCCAGGGAAGCCUCCCCACGCAGGCACCUGCAGCUGAGUGCCUGACUGAAGUGGUGCGUGUGGAUGCAGCUGGGGAAGAGGGAG